GCAGUUUUCUUCCUAUUCACGUAGGGGUGGAAAAAAUAAUUAAAAUUAAAUAAUAAAAUAUUAACAACAACAACUAAAAAGCCAAUGUACUUGUUUUUUGAAGAGCCCAUCCCCAUCCCAUAAUGAUUCUCGAAAAACAAGAACAAAACUCAACCGCUCCGUCAAGACAACAAAUUACAGUCAUACUCAACUCAACUCGCCGGAAAACGCACACUGAGUUACUCGUCGACCGCCAGAAACUCAACUCGUCCGUCUAGCAAUGAUGGAAGCAAACUAUGAAAGUAAUAGCUCCAAAAUCAAGAAGAUGGAACAUGUUUCAGUUCCACCUGGUUUUGCAUCCCUGACGUCUUUUUAUUUGAAAAGGGAUGAAAAGGUUAACAAAACGGAUAAGUCUACAAACAUCGUCCCAAAUGAGAUUUAUACACAUCGGCCGUGGAUAUUGCUGGACCAGAGCAGCAACCACAAGCCUCAGGAAUCUCACAAUGACCAUCUUCCAAUGGUUAAGUUGAAUCCCCAUACAAAUUCUUCUCUUCCAAAAGGGACCGUAUUUGGAUGUCCAAACUGCAGUAAUUGUAUUAAGGUAUUAGCGAGGUGGCAUCCUGAGGAUGUAAGAAGGGAAGAUCUAGGAGAAGCUCCAAUUUUUCAUCCAACCGAAGAGGAAUUCAAAGACACGCUUAAAUAUAUCGCUAGCAUACGUUCCAGAGCAGAACCUUAUGGAAUUUGCCGUAUCAUCCCUCCUACUAGCUGGAAACCGCCAAGUAUUCUUGAAGGAAAAAAUGUAUGGGAAAACUCUGAAUUUGUUGCUCAAAUUCAGCGAAUUGAUGGGCACCAAGUUCAGCCUGCACCAGAAAAUACAGCUAUCUCUUAUGAUACUAUAGAAACCAAGAGAAGAAAAGGGAUGAAAGUAGCCAUGGACUCUCAUCUUGGUAAUAGAAGCACUUGCACCCCUAAUCAAGAGAAUGUUCAAGAAUGCGACUAUGAACCUAAACCUGGUCCUAAAUUCAGUCUCAAAACAUUUAAGAAAUUGGCAGAUGAAUUCAAGUUCCAGUACUUCAACUACAAGGAUAAGAAUAAGAUUAUGGGUUCUGAUAUAAAUUCAGCUAUACGCCAACAGCACUGGGAGCCAUCUGUUGAGAAUAUUGAGGGUGAAUACGGACGGAUUGUUCAAAAUCCAACUGAAGAAAUCAAGGUUUUCUGUGGUAACACUUUGGAGGCUGGAGAUUUUAGCAGUGGAUUUCCAAUUCCAACAGUUUCUGAUCCUCCAGAGGCAAACACUUACCCUGAAUAUGUGAAAUCUGGAUGGAACUUAAAUAAUAUGCUUUCAGUCCCAGGCUCUCUUCUUUCUUUUGAAAGCCCUGAAGCUGCACAUAAAUUUUCCCCUAGGGUACAUGUGGGAAUGUGCUUUUCUCCACUCAAAUGGAAAGUUGAAGAGCACCGAUUAUACUCAUUAUGUUACAUGCAUUUGGGUGAACCCAAAGUAUGGUAUAGUGUCCCAGGAAGAUUUGCUGUUAACUUCGAAACAGUUUGGAAGAAGUAUAUCCGAGAUAUGUAUGCAGAACAUCCUGAUAUGCAUGAUAAUAUGGUUAUGCAGUUAUCCUGCUCAGUAUUGAAGGAGGAGAGUAUACCAGUAUAUCGUUGCGUUCAGCAUCCUCGUGAAUUUGUUCUUGUCUUCCCUGGAGCAUAUCACUCAGGUUUUGAUUGUGGUUUCAACUGUUCUGAAGCAACAAGUUUUGCUCCUCUUGAGUGGCUGCCUCAUGGACAGAAUGUUGUAGAGCUACAUUGUGAACAGAAGAGGAAGACAUCAAUUUCAUAUGAUAAGCUGUUGCUGGGAGCAGCAAGGGAAGCUGUGAGGGCCCGAUGGGAAACUGAUAUAUGUAUGAAGAGCACGCCAGACAAUUUAACUUGUAAAGAUGCCUAUCAAAGAAGUGGGAUCUUAACAAAAGUUUUGAGUUCUCGCAUCAUGAGUGAAAAUUUGAAAAGGAAAUUUAUUUCCACUUCUUUGAAAUCACAAAAGAUGGAUGAAAAUUUUGAUGUCAAUUGUAAAAGGGAGUGUAGCAUUUGUCUGCGUGAUUUAUUCCUGUCUGCUGUUGGUUGUUCGUGUUCAGAUGACAAGUUUGCAUGUAUUGAUCAUGCAAAGCAGCUUUGUUCUUGCUCUUGGACAGAAAAAAUUCUCCUCUGCCGUUAUGAAAUCAGUGAAUUGGAUGUUCUUCAUCAAGCUUUGGAUGGAAAACUAAGUGCAGUCUAUAAAUGGGCCAAAGAGCAUCUUGGUUUAACCGUGCGCUCAGUUGCCUCCAAGAGAUCAAAACAAACCCCAGAAAAAUUAAUUGAUUCACAAGACUUGAUGAAAGAACCUAUAUUGCAGCCAGUGCGGGAUGGAUACUACAAGUGGAAACAGAGUAAGCCACAGGCUACAUCAAAUACUUCGGAAGGGAAACAAAAUGAAACAGCCUUCCAAGUUAAGUGGAGUUCUAGUAGCAUUCACAGUAGUUCUUAUGGCAUUCAUUCAAAAAAGAACACAGCUUCACUUCAUUCAGCAAUUUCAAAUGAGAUCAAAGCUAAAGAGAAAAUGGCGGGGCACCAUUCUGCUGCAAUAAACAUUGGUGAAGGAAGUAAUUCUGCUGAGAUCAAACCUAAUAGCAAGGCAAUUGGGGAUUUCACAAUUUCAAAGAAAGUAGGUGACCCAAAAGUUUCUGAUGUUUCAACUCCAAGCUCGCGUUUCUUGUCUUUUCUACAGGAAAAUGUUUUGUUUGAAAUUUCAUCUGAUAGUACAAGCUCAUCUACUUCUUCAGAAUCCGAUGACGCUUGAAAAGCUGAUCCAGAAAGGAAGCAUUUACUUGGUAGAGAGAGUCUUCUCUAGGUUUAUGUGUAGGAUAAUCAAUUUUCAUGCAUAGAGCAGCACCGGUUGUUUGGAUGAAACAUUCAUCAAGAAUUCUAGAAGAUUUUGUAUUGCAGUGUAUAAUCAGUCAUAAAGAUUGGCAGGUAAAUUAACACCAUUUAGUAAUUCAAAAGAACCAACACGUCUGUCAGAAGUAAUCAGAGUCAUUGGUUCACAUUGUACUCGGAGUUGUUAGUUGUUGUUGUAUUAUCUUCCUCUCCCUCUCCUCUAAUGCUCCUACAUUUUGGUGUAUAUGCUUGUUUGCCGCAGGACACACAGGAAGAUGCUUUCUUCAUUAAAAUGUGGUGAUACAGUAACUUUAAAUUGCUAAAAUAAAUAUCAGAAUAUGCUCUCCUUUCUUGUAACAAAUUAUACGUUAUUUGGAUUUGAAGUAACGUACUGAAUUUGAAGGCGGUACAAGUCCUUA
Cicer arietinum (chickpea) is the source of this 3302-nucleotide messenger RNA. Its product is annotated as putative lysine-specific demethylase JMJ16. Gene Ontology annotation, biological process: chromatin remodeling; regulation of gene expression. NCBI's taxonomy places the organism in Eukaryota, Viridiplantae, Streptophyta, Magnoliopsida, Fabales, Fabaceae. Gene Ontology annotation, molecular function: histone H3K4me/H3K4me2/H3K4me3 demethylase activity. The record is from RefSeq and is a predicted model, not a curated record. Gene Ontology annotation, cellular component: nucleus; chromatin.